This is a messenger RNA of Racocetra fulgida, 336 nucleotides long. Lineage: Eukaryota; Fungi; Glomeromycota; Glomeromycetes; Diversisporales; Gigasporaceae. The record is from the annotation of a GenBank genome assembly.
AUGACUGAACUUUUAACUCCUGUCAAAAAUUCCUCGUUAGCAGUAAGUCCUAGCGAUUUGCUUUUAUCGGCGAUAUUUAAAGAUAAUUCUCUUCCUCUCAAUACCAAAUUAAAAAUGGAUGGGCUAACUUUGCUGCAAUCAUUAGAGGAUUUUUCAGUCAAUGUUGUUUUUUUUGAUCCUCAAUAUCGGGGGGUAUUAGAAAAAAUGAAUUAUGGCAAUGAAGGAGAAAGACAAAUAGAAAGAAGCAAAUUGCCGCAAAUGAGCGAAAAAACUAUCAUCUCUUUUGUGCGAGAAAUUGACCGAGUUUUAAACAAAAGCGGGCAUCUUUUUUUAUGA